Messenger RNA from Solea senegalensis (Senegalese sole), 1467 nucleotides. It is a transcript of the gene cdk20, whose product is annotated as cyclin-dependent kinase 20. Lineage: Eukaryota; Metazoa; Chordata; Actinopteri; Pleuronectiformes; Soleidae. The transcript is spliced from 9 exons. Gene Ontology annotation, cellular component: nucleus. The record is from RefSeq and is a predicted model, not a curated record. Gene Ontology annotation, molecular function: ATP binding; cyclin-dependent protein serine/threonine kinase activity. The coding region runs from base 299 to 1372 and encodes 357 amino acids. Gene Ontology annotation, biological process: protein phosphorylation.
AACAUAAUGACAUGUUACCUCCCGUUGACCUCUCAAACUUUCACUCUUUCAGUUCAGGAGCUGCGCUACUCCUCGUGACGUCACUGUAAACAAAGAUGGCGGACCGGUUGUCGCUAAGGUUAGCUCGUUUAACGCAGACCGUUUGUUUAAAAGUGUCUCGUAAGUGGACGUGUCAGCGUUUCUUCCUCUUCGUUGUUUGUUAAAACAUCACUUUGAGUUUCUUUACUCACCUUCUGACAAACCCGACGCGUAACUAGCUCGUGGAAUGUGAGGUUUUAUCUCAGUUCGCUGUCAGGCUAUGCCAGCCGGUUACCAAGAUCUGGACCCAGUGUUGGACAUGGAGCAGUACAGUAUCCUGGGUCGGAUUGGAGAAGGAGCCCACGGCAUCGUCUUCAAGGCCAAACACAUUGAGACAGGAGAGACGGUGGCUCUGAAGAAAGUGGCUCUGAGGCAUCUGGAGGACGGCAUCCCCAACCAGGCCCUGAGGGAGAUCAAGGCUCUGCAGGAGAUCGAGGACAACCAGCAUGUGGUGAAGCUGAAGGACGUCUUUCCUCACGGUACAGGCUUCGUGCUGGUCUUUGACUUCAUGCUCAAUGACCUCUCUGAGGUCAUUAGGAACGCUCAGCGACCUCUGACCCCGGCUCAGGUCAAAGGUUACAUGAGGAUGCUGCUGAAGGGAGUGACCUUCCUGCAUCACAACAACAUUAUGCACCGGGACCUGAAGCCAGCAAACCUCCUCAUCAGCUCCUCAGGUCACCUGAAGAUUGCAGACUUCGGUUUAGCGCGACUGUUCAGUGAGCAGGGAGAGAGACUGUACAGCCACCAGGUGGCAACCAGGUGGUACAGAGCCCCUGAGCUUCUUUACGGAGCCAGAAGAUAUGACGAGGGCGUGGACCUCUGGGCGGUGGGUUGUAUCUUUGCUGAGCUCCUGAACUCGUCUCCUCUCUUUCCUGGAGAAAACGACAUUGAGCAGCUGUGCUGCGUCCUCAGAGUCCUGGGCACACCCACACAGGAGAGCUGGCCAGAAAUGGUCGAUUUACCCGACUACAAUAAAAUCACCUUUAAAGAGAAUCCUGCAAUCCCAUUGGAGGAGAUUGUGCCGGACACGCCUCCUCAGGCCAUCGACCUGCUCUACAACUUCCUGGUUUAUCCUUCAAAACAGCGAUGCUCUGCCUCUCAGGCACUCCUCCAUCCGUACUUCUUCUCUUCUCCUCUUCCCGCUCACCACUCAGAGUUGCCCAUCCCUCAGAGGGGGGGGCGGCCCCCGCGGCAGCGCCUGCAGGCCCCACCCACUGACUUCUCUGUGGACCUACCCUUGCAGAACAGCGUAGUGGACCCUGUGAUGCUGCAGGGACACGCUUCCUGCCUCUGACCAAUCAUCAGUUUGUCAAUAAUCAACAACAAAACGAAGUAUAUGACUGUAUUAAACAACAAUGUUGCUGUUGUUAUUAACAACAAUCAAAUGGA